GCGUUUGGAAGAUUUUGGAGAGGACGCUGAGACACCCCUUGUAGGUCUCCAUCCAUCUUCCAGUUGUCGCACCAGAUUCCUUGCUCAGUAUGCCAGCAACACCCAAGGUCACUUUUUGGACUGAAGCAUCCCAGCAAGUCCUAGCAGGUGGAUCAGCAGGUCUGGUAGAAAUUUGCUUGAUGCACCCCCUGGAUGUGGUGAAAACUCGAUUUCAGAUCCAAAGAGAUAAAUCUGAUCCAUCCAGUUACAGGAGCCUGGGGGACUGCUUCAGGAAGAUUUAUCGUACCGAGGGGUUGCUUGGUUUCUACAAAGGGAUACUUCCUCCCAUCUUGGCAGAGACCCCGAAACGGGCAGUGAAGUUCUUCACCUUUGAGCAGUAUAAAAAGCUAUUGACCCCUCUGUCCCUGCCACCUGCAUGGGUAUUUGCAAUUGCUGGGCUGGGAUCAGGCUUGACAGAAGCCAUCGUGGUGAACCCUUUUGAAGUAGUAAAGGUUGGAUUACAAGCUAACCGGAAUGCAUACGCCCAGCAACCAUCCACCUUUGCUCAGGCUCGACACGUCAUCCGAACAGAAGGCAUUGGUUUGCGAGGACUUAACAAAGGGCUAAGUGCCACCUUAGGGCGCCAUGGAAUCUUCAACAUGGUUUAUUUUGGAUUCUACUUCAACGUGAAGAACGCAUUUCCAGUCAACCAGGAUGCUACGCUGGAGUUUUUAAGGAAGUUUUCCAUCGGUCUGGCCUCGGGGACACUGGCAUCUGUCAUUAACAUCCCUUUCGAUGUAGCAAAAAGUCGAAUUCAGGGGCCACAACCAGAACCUGGCGUGAUUAAGUAUAGAAGCUGUUGGAAAACGAUUAUUACAGUUUAUCAGGAAGAAGGCUUCCUGGCUUUGUACAAAGGCCUCCUUCCUAAGGUCAUGCGGCUUGGACCUGGGGGCGCAGUAAUGCUGUUAGUGUAUGAAUAUUCUUAUGCCUGGCUCCAGAAGCACUGGUGACCCAUGAUGAAGAGAUGGAGUUUCUCGUCUUCUAGAUCUAUUAAUUCA
Molecule: messenger RNA, 1037 nt
Organism: Spea bombifrons (plains spadefoot toad)
Lineage: Eukaryota; Metazoa; Chordata; Amphibia; Anura; Pelobatidae
Gene: SLC25A21
Product: solute carrier family 25 member 21
Exons: 11
Coding region: 90-989 (299 amino acids)
Biological process (GO): transmembrane transport
Source: RefSeq, a predicted model, not a curated record